Messenger RNA from Xiphophorus hellerii (green swordtail), 1569 nucleotides. RefSeq names its product ER membrane protein complex subunit 4 (gene emc4). The transcript has 6 exons. The record is from RefSeq and is a predicted model, not a curated record. NCBI's taxonomy places the organism in Eukaryota, Metazoa, Chordata, Actinopteri, Cyprinodontiformes, Poeciliidae. Bases 195 to 758 code for a protein of 187 amino acids.
UGCGCCAUCAUUGCGGGCCUAGGAAUCAGCGAGUGUCGGCGGAACAAGUUGUUCCUCGGCUCUCCUUACGGGCCAGUGUCGUUCGUUUUCCUUAAAAAGCCCACUUCGAACGGCAGCAGCACCGGUUUAGAUGUAUUUGUAAGCUGCGUGCAGGUGCACACUGUCUCCAAGGACCAGCGGUGAAGUUUGUUGUCAUGGCGUCUCCUCAAGGAGGAGGAGCUUUGUCCACAAGAGGAGGCAGCGGAGCCCGAAGGAUGAAGUGGGCCCUUGAGCUCAGUGUGGGAAACACAAGGAGCCGCAGUGACCGACAAGGCGGUCAGGGCGAUGUCGUUUACCCCAUCGGCUACUCGGAGAAACCCGUUCCCGACACCAGCAUCCAGGAGACCGACAAGAACCUGGUGGAGAAGCGCUGCUGGGACGUGGCCCUCGGGCCCCUUAAGCAGAUUCCCAUGAACCUGUUCAUCAUGUACAUGUCUGGCAACACCAUCUCCAUCUUCCCCAUCAUGAUGGUCUGCAUGAUGGCCUGGAGGCCCAUACAGGCUCUCAUGUCGAUGUCAGCGACCUUCAAGCUGUUGGAGAGCUCCAGUCAGCAGUGGCUACAGGGGCUCGUCUACCUGAUCGGUAACCUCCUAGGAGCGGCGUUGGCCAUUUAUAAGUGUCAGUCGAUGGGGCUGCUUCCGACACACUCGUCCGAUUGGCUGGCUUUCAUAGAGCCGCCGCAGAGGCUGGAGAUCAUGAGCGGAGGGAUGGUGCUGUGAAGCGGACUUCCGCUGAGGUCACAUACUGUACAUACUCCACUCUUCUUCUUCUUCUUCUUCUUUUUCUUGCCACACCACCAGGCAGCCCAUCUCAAAAGCCUGACUUUUAGCCAUUUCCAGACGCAAUCAGGAUCCAGACUCGGCCACCUCAGCUAAAACAGACAUGUUUUACUAAAGCAAGGUGUACAGCACAGCUUAACAUCAGGGAUUUAUCCACCAUGUUCUCCAUCAUCCCCCUCUCUCUUCUGGGUUUGUUGCUGAAGCGUUACUUUGGUCUUCCUCUCUGGCGAUAAGCAAGCAUCCUUUUCUUUUUUUUUUUUUUUAAAUACUCUCAUAAAGAUAGCAGAUAAUGUUGUUGACUACUGUUCGGCUACUGUAAUUUUCUGUGCAGAUAAAAGUUGACUUCGCAGUAGAUUAUUAAUGGGAGAAUUUCACAGCUCACAGAACUCAGACCAUAACAUCACUAAUAAAAAUCAUUUCGUCCUUAGAAUUCCUGAAAUUGUUGGGCAGAGUCUGCAAAAAUGUUUAGCUUAAUUUUUUUUUUUUUCUUCAAAAAAACACACAAAAAAAUUGGUACAGUUCAAUCACGUUUUUUAUUUUUUUUUUAAAUUGUAUAUUCAGUUUGUAGUGAAAUAAUUCAAUAUGUCAACACAACUUCAACCCUCUGCCCAGCAACAUUAACUCAGUUUUAAUUUAUAGGUCUGUUUAAUUUAUGCUGAUUUGCCUAUGAAAAUGUUCUAUAAAUAAAUCCUUAUUGCUUGAAAUAGAAUGUUUUCAACUGUGUCAAUAAAUAUAUCGGAGGAAAAACGAG